AUGUCAGAUUAUCUAGAUAAAUAUGGUAGUGAUUAUGAAAAACUAUUUGUCAAAUCCCCCUAUUUAAAAGAUAAAAAAAUUUUACAGCAUUUUCAAGAAAUAUACGAUGAUUAUCAGACUUAUAGAAAGAAUAAAAAAGAAUAUGACUUUUUCGAGAAAACACUUAAUAAACCUUGGCAAUUAGCUCGGCAUAAAUUAACCGAUAAGUUAGAUUACCAAAAAAUGGAAUUGAGUGAUAUCCUCGACUAUGUUAAGCAAGAAAAAUCUCGACAAAAAGUAAUAAAAGAAAAUUUUCUAUUCUUAUCUGGUCUUAAUGAGGAAAGGUCACAU
This is a messenger RNA of Racocetra persica, 330 nucleotides long. The record is from the annotation of a GenBank genome assembly. Lineage: Eukaryota; Fungi; Glomeromycota; Glomeromycetes; Diversisporales; Gigasporaceae.